CAACAAAUUAUUUACAGUUUCAUCUUCCCUAGUUCCCUCCCAACAGACAGAACUUCAACCAGCCAUUGCAACAUAAGACCCCCAACAAAUUCUGUGCAAGCUUCAUCUUCCCCAAUUUCAUCUGAGAACACAGAACAGAGCUUCCAUUGCAACCAACACAAGGAUGAUGAUGGUGGCUUCUACAUUGCCUCAAAACUCAUCCAUUCGAGUUAGAUCUUCAUUGCUGCCACAGAAUACCCAAUCUCUCAACAGGGCCCCACAGUUCCUCCCUGUAAAUGAUGUUACGAUGCGCGGUGCACGGUCAAAGGAAGCUAAAGUUUUUCCAAGAUUAUGCCAUGCUGUUUCCGAAAAACAAUCUUCGAACUCGAUCGGUGCCAUGGCCAAAAAUAACAGUCCUAUAGUUGUCAUCGACAAUUAUGACAGCUUCACUUAUAACCUUUGCCAGUAUAUGGGAGAGCUGGGCUGCAACUUUGAGGUUUACAGGAAUGAUGAGCUUACCGUUGAUGAAUUGAGGAAGAAAAAUCCGAGAGGUAUUCUUAUAUCACCGGGACCAGGCGCACCGCAAGAUUCCGGCAUAUCAUUACAGACCGUGCUGGAACUUGGACCUGAAGUACCUCUGUUUGGUGUAUGCAUGGGAUUACAGUGCAUUGGUGAAGCGUUUGGAGGGAAAAUUGUGCGGUCUCCUUAUGGUGUCAUGCACGGAAAAAGUUCACUGGUUUAUCAUAAUGAGGGCGGGGAAGAUGGUUUGUUCGCAGGCAUAUCGAACCCGUUUACCGUUGGUAGAUAUCACAGCCUCGUGAUCGACAAGGAAAGCUUUCCUAGUAAUUCACUUGAAAUUACAGCAUGGACCGAGGAUGGGCUUGUAAUGGCUGCUCGCCAUAAAGUGUAUCGACAUUUGCUGGGUGUGCAGUUCCAUCCGGAGAGCAUUAUAACGCCCGAAGGCAAAACAAUUGUUGCCAACUUCAUCAAGCUAAUCGAAAGCAAGGAAGCUGUUUCUGCUCCUUAGUUUGAUCAACAACUGCAGUAUAUUUGGUUGAUCAUAUUUUGAAACUUUGGUGAUUAUGGAUCAACUUUGUUUAGAACGUUAUGUUUCAAAUGAAAUUUAGGGGUUGCCGUUCUUGAUACGGCCCAUAAUUAAUGGUUGAAAUAACCCGUUUUUGGUUUGUUACAUCCAACCUCUUUAAUAAACAGGCUGUGUUUAGUGUUAAA
Helianthus annuus (common sunflower) is the source of this 1209-nucleotide messenger RNA. Its product is annotated as anthranilate synthase beta subunit 2, chloroplastic. Gene Ontology annotation, cellular component: cytosol. The coding region runs from base 164 to 1006 and encodes 280 amino acids. The transcript has 9 exons. The record is from RefSeq and is a predicted model, not a curated record. Gene Ontology annotation, biological process: L-tryptophan biosynthetic process. Lineage: Eukaryota; Viridiplantae; Streptophyta; Magnoliopsida; Asterales; Asteraceae.